Messenger RNA from Ananas comosus (pineapple), 1670 nucleotides. RefSeq names its product UPF0481 protein At3g47200-like. The transcript has a single exon. Lineage: Eukaryota; Viridiplantae; Streptophyta; Magnoliopsida; Poales; Bromeliaceae. The coding region runs from base 67 to 1590 and encodes 507 amino acids. The record is from RefSeq and is a predicted model, not a curated record.
AAGAAAAAAUGGCCUGAUUGAAAUAGAAAUUGAAGUUCGGUGCUUUGAUCGGAGCCGAGUCCGGCGAUGGCCGACGGCGAGAGUGUGAGAGACGACUACGUGGACAUCGACGAGGUGGAGGCGUCGAUGACGCGGGAACUGAAGUAUUACUGGUCGCUGGGCGAGAUCCUGUGCAGCGGAAGCGAAUUCUGCCUCAUCUACAAAGUCCCGGAGCACAUCCGGGAGGCCGACCGAAGCGCCUACGAGCCGAUCAUCCUGUCCGUCGGCCCCUACCACCGCAGGACUCCGUCCCUGCAGGCCGCCGACAAGGAGAAGUGGAACUGUCUGGACUACAUCCUGAAGCUGAACCGCGGAAGGCGGCUGCUGGACUACCUGCAGGCAGUUAAAGAAGUCGAGCAGCAGGCUCGGAACUGCUACUCUGAGGAGGUCAGGAUGGGCAGGCAGCAGUUCCUGCAGAUGCUGCUGCUCGACGGCUGCUUCGUGCUCGUCUCCCUGCAUGGGACGACCGGCAUCGCACCGCCCGCUCCGCAGCAGCAGCAGCAGCAGGGCGGCGAAUUCGCCGCCGACGAGAACGAGCAGACCGGGCAGUGGUACACGAACUAUGUCAUGCAUGACCUGCUCCUGCUGGAGAACCAAAUCCCCUUCUUUGUCGUCCGGCGGAUCUACGACGUGCUCGCGGGGAAGGACGCGGGAGCGGCGGCGCCUGCGGAGGGGAUCGUCGGAUACAUCGAAGACGUGCUGAGCUACUACCCGAGGGCGAUUCGCAGGCCCGAUCGGCCGACGGAGUUCCACCAUUUGCUGCACUUGUGUCACAUGUAUUUCCGGCCGAGCCCGAGGCCGGAGCACGACGAAUGCGACCGCGGCAGCUCCGCGUACUUCCGCCGGUUUCUGAGUUUCGGCCGCAGAUACUUCCGGCUCUGCCGUCGGGACGACGGGAGCGGCGAAAAGUCGGACUGCGAUGGCCAGCAGAUGGACUUGUUGCAGGCCAGCCAGCAGCGGUGGCGGCGGGCAGCGCAGUACUACGAGGCGGGGGUCGAAUUCAGGCGGAAGGAGUUCGACGCGGCGGAACCGCACUCACUGCUGGACGUCGAGUUCCGCGACGGCGUCGUGGAGGUGCCCUGCCUGCCGAUCGACGAGAACACGGGGUCGCUGUUCCGGAACUUCGUCGCGCUGGAGCAGACGUGCCCGCGGUUCGGGAACGACUUCACGACGUACGUGAUCUUCAUGUCGCAGCUGAUCAGCACGCCCGAGGACGUCGCGCUGCUCGCGCAGCGCGGCGUCGUCGUGCACCAGCUGCGCAGCGACAAGGAGGUGUCGACGCUCUUCACGAAGCUCAGCAGGGACGUCGUCUUCGACUUCAACCGCGAGCACUACCUGAAGCGGAUACACCGCGCGGUGGAGGCGCAUUACGCGAGCCGCCUCAACCGGUGGAUGUCGUGGCUGCGGCAGAACCACUUCAGCAAUCCGUGGUUAGGAUUGGCGGCGUUGGCGGCGACUGUCGUGCUUUUCUGCACCGCGGUGCAGACGCUGACGGCAGUCUUCUCGUACGUAAAUCCGCCGACGGACAAUUCCUCCGAACCGGCAAGCUGACAGCUCCAAUCCCAAACUGGUACUGCUGCUGUUUCUUCUGACAUUUCUGUAAACUGCAAAUCAGAAUCCUCUGUACUCAC